Messenger RNA from Cottoperca gobio, 1947 nucleotides. It is a transcript of the gene gpr137ba, whose product is annotated as G protein-coupled receptor 137Ba. Bases 371 to 1558 code for a protein of 395 amino acids. Lineage: Eukaryota; Metazoa; Chordata; Actinopteri; Perciformes; Bovichtidae. The record is from RefSeq and is a predicted model, not a curated record. Gene Ontology annotation, biological process: negative regulation of osteoclast differentiation; positive regulation of TORC1 signaling; negative regulation of bone resorption. The transcript is spliced from 7 exons. Gene Ontology annotation, cellular component: lysosomal membrane.
CGCGAGGGGGGCUGGAGGGGGCGGAGGCUGGUCCUCCUCGCACUGACUGAGCUCCUAGCUGCAGCUCCGAGCAGCUUCCUGCCCGCUGCUGCUGCUGACAAACGGCUCAUUCUCAUCUACCCUGAUCAUGUGCCUCGCUCUCUGGCUGUCUCUGGCUCCGCAGCAGGAAGUUAGCCUUGUUUUCUUCCCCUUGCCUUUCUUUUCUUCCUCCACUUGACAGCAACACUCGCAACACUAUUUCCUUUUUUUGUUGUUGCUGUGGCUCUCACCUCCUCUCAGCGGGACGCUCUGUGAAGACCCGGGCGGCGACACCGGCAGAGAGGCCCCCUCCUCUCCGCUCCCUCCUCCCCCGGGCAGGGAGAGCAGGUUCAUGGAGGCCCUGGCGGAGGAGAAGGAGACUCCGCCACCGAUGGACAAGUCUCUGCCUCUGCCUACAUUGAGUCCGGCAGUGCCCCCCUACGUCACUUUGGGCUUGACUGUGGUGUACACCGUCUUCUACUCCCUCCUCUUCAUCUUCAUCUACGUGCAGCUCUGGCUGGUCCUGCGGUACCGACACAAGCGCUUCAGCUACCAGACCGUGUUCCUGUCCUUGUGCCUGCUGUGGUCGGCCCUGCGCACCGUGCUCUUCUCCUUCUACUUCAAGAACUUUGUCACAGCCAACACUUUGGGGCCUUUUCCCUUCUGGCUGCUCUACUGCUUCCCUGUCUGUCUCCAGUUCUUCACACUCAGUCUCAUGAACCUUUACUUCGCACAGGUUGUUUUCAAGGCAAAGUCCAAAUAUGCACCAGAGCUUUUGAGAUACAGGCUGCCGCUCUACCUGCUCUUCCUGUUCAUCAGCCUCGUGUUUUUAGUGGUGAAUUUGGUGUGUGCCCUGCUGGUGAGGAUGUCUUCUGCAGAAGCCCACACCGUCGUGCUAGUGAGGGUCGCCAUCAACGACACACUUUUCGUCCUGUGUGCCGUCUCGCUCGCCUUGUGUCUUUACAAGGUUGCUAAGAUGUCACUGGCCAACAUUUACCUGGAGUCCAAAGGGACGUCAGUGUGCCAGGUGACAGUUAUAGGAGCCAUCGUCAUUCUCCUGUAUUCAUCAAGAGCCUGCUACAAUCUGGUCGUCCUGGGACUCUCAAACAAGAGGAUCAGCUCCUUUGAUUACGACUGGUACAACGUUUCAGACCAGGCAGACUUACAGUCGACUCUGGGCGACGCUGGCUACAUCGUCUUUGGGGUGAUCUUGUUUGUAUGGGAGCUGCUCCCCACGACUCUCGUAGUUUACUUCUUCAGAGUUCGGCUGCCAGACAUAGACAGGACUGGCACUGGGCUUCCCGGUCACGCCUUCUCCCCCAGGGCUUAUUUCUUUGACAACCCACGGCGCUAUGACAGCGACGAUGACCUGGCGUGGAGCGUCAUGCCUCAGAACAUCCAAGCCAGUCUGGCUACUGACAGUUACGAGUGGGGGAGCCAAAGCAGCAGUGGCAUCGGCGGCAUCGGCGCCUACAUUGGUGGAGACGACAGUUACUCCCCCGCACCUCCUCUUCUGGAGGAAGAGCUCAGCCAUUACUGACCACAGCGACUCCUGCUGACCUGUGGCUUUGUUUUUUAUUGUAUAUCUUUGCACAGUCUCUGAGUGACAGAGGCACAUGGGGCCAAAGGUCACCCUCUAUUCGAUACAUUGUCUUCUAUUUUGUCUAGAGAAGAACUAACAGACUUUUCUGCCAGUAUAUACAAGUCCACUGAUGGGACGUUAAUUUUGCACACUCCUUGUACAAUGUGAGCUAACGUUGACUGCCUUUUAAACAUUUUCAUGUAUAGUUUAUAUUGAAUACUGCCUAAUAUAUUUCCUGACUUUUGUAAUACGUACUUUCUUACUAUUUUAUAUAUUCUUUUUCAUACAGACGUGUUUAUAUAAAGGAAAUAUUCAUCUAACUCAUUAAAAGUUUAAAUGCUGUGAAA